Chionomys nivalis (European snow vole) is the source of this 5312-nucleotide messenger RNA. RefSeq names its product ethanolamine kinase 1-like. The transcript has a single exon. Gene Ontology annotation, biological process: phosphatidylethanolamine biosynthetic process. The record is from RefSeq and is a predicted model, not a curated record. Gene Ontology annotation, cellular component: cytoplasm. Lineage: Eukaryota; Metazoa; Chordata; Mammalia; Rodentia; Cricetidae. The coding region runs from base 82 to 1032 and encodes 316 amino acids. Gene Ontology annotation, molecular function: ethanolamine kinase activity.
UCCAGCAGCCUGCCGGCGCCCGCCGCGCUCGUGGUCGCCGUCGCCGUGGUCGUCGUGGUCGUGUCCACCGUCGCCUGGGCCAUGGCCAAUUACAUCCACGUCCCGCCCGGCUCGCCCGAGGUGCCGAAGCUCGACGUGACGGUGCAGGACCAGGAGGAGCAGCGCGCUGCAGCGACGGCGCACCUGCGGCCGCACUGGGACCCCCGCGAGGUGACCCUGCAGCUCUUCACAGAUGGGAUCACAAAUAAGCUCAUUGCCUGCUACGUGGGUGAUACCAUGGAAGAUGUGGUUCUGGUGAGAAUUUACGGCAACAAGACUGAGCUGCUAGUCGACCGCGAUGAAGAAGUGAAAAGUUUCCGCGUGCUGCAGGCUCAUGGCUGUGCGCCUCAGCUCUACUGUACCUUCAAUAAUGGACUGUGCUAUGAGUUUAUACAAGGGGAAGCUUUGGACCCACAGCAUGUCUGCAACCCAGCUAUUUUCAGGCUAAUAGCUCGUCAGCUUGCUAAAAUCCAUGCUAUCCAUGCACACAAUGGCUGGAUCCCCAAAUCUAACCUAUGGCUUAAGAUGGGAAAAUACUUCUCCCUCAUUCCCACAGGAUUUGCUGAUGAAGAUAUUAACAAAAGGUUCCUAAGUGAUAUCCCGAGCCCUCAGCUUCUUCAAGCGGAAAUGACCUGGAUGAAGGAGAUUCUGUCCAACCUGGGCUCACCUGUGGUGCUUUGCCACAAUGACCUGCUGUGUAAGAAUAUAAUCUACAACGAGAAACAAGGUGAUGUACAGUUCAUUGAUUAUGAGUAUUCUGGAUACAACUACCUGGCAUAUGAUAUUGGAAAUCAUUUCAAUGAAUUUGCAGGUGUCAGUGACGUAGACUAUAGUCUCUAUCCAGAUAGAGAACUCCAGGGCCAGUUGCUGCGCGCUUACCUCGAAGCCUACAAGGAGUACAAAGGCUUUGGCAGUGAAGUCACUGAAAAGGAAGUAGAGAUACUCUUCAUUCAAGUCAAUCAGUUUGCUUUGGUACGCUGUUGUUCGCUUUAACCAGUACUUUAAAAUGAAGCCCGAGGUCACAGCGCUAAAGAUGCCUGAGUAAAGAAGACACCUCAUUGUUCUCCAGGAGCUGAGCAGUGCUUGUGGAUGUUUCCUAAGAAAUUCCGAAAGCCAAUAUUUGUUAACACUCAUUUAAUUUGGUUAUCUUGCUUUACAAAUUAUGCCUCUAAACAGCCAAUCUAUUUUUAAAUAGAAUGAUGUUAAAAAUAUGGUUACUGUUGUCAGUAUGUGACGGGCUAGAGAUUUGUCCAUCAGUGGAAAGAAUCGAGUCGGCUUUAGCCUUUGGCAGCACAGUCCGUGUUACAUGUGAUGAUUUGUUACAGAUUUGACAUGACUGACUACUUCUCAUCUUUCCUUUGUUGGUUCAGUGUAUGAAAUGAGAUGUCGUAGAGAUCUUUUAAAAGUUUUGUUAUAGGGUUAAUUUUAGAAAAACAUUCUUGUUUGGUGUGACCUUUGUAAAAUGAAUCAUUUACUCUUGACAUGGCAGUCACUGCCUUCGUAGUAACUUAGGGUGUUCUAGACUUUUCUAGAGAAGUGCCCACUGAAGAGGGAACAAGGCAGUUACUGUCUCUAGGGGUAUACUUUCUUGAAUUGGAAAUUGGAAAUGAUUUCUCUGAAGAAUACAACUUAGAGUUAAAUUGUCUCUUUAUAUAGCCUGACAAUAUAAAAUAUAUUUACUGUAUAAUCCUGGAAUAUAAGUAUAACAAUUUAAUGUUAAAAUGUGUAUUAAGUCAUGUUUUAAAAUACUAGAUAUGGUCAUUUAAGGUAAUAGUCCCAGUUUUUAGAAUUUACCUAUCAAAUUGUUUCUAACCAAAAAUUUUGUUUAGCUUGAUUCUUUUUUUGUUUAUUUGGUAGUAGCUGAUAUUGUUCAUAUUUGAAACAAACAUACAGAGUUCAUCAUACUUGGAAGCAAGGAAUAUCAUUUAGAUUCUUUCUAUUCAGAUUCAUUCCUUAGGUUUGUUUUGUGUCUGUAGAGUCAGCAAAUGAUUGCUUAUACAUGUAAUUUCAGAGUAAUAUUGUUAAAGCAGUUAGAAGAACCAGUAAGGAACAUUUAGGUAGGUCAUUGAGCUUGAAUACUUAAAAUCUUAACAAAUAAGGAAAUGUGAAUUAAAUAAGUAGUCGUGGUAGGAGGACUUGUUUUAUCUUGUUUUUGUUAGUCUAGUUUUUAUUUUUCUACAGGUGUGAGAGGGAAGCAGUUAUUAAAUGGAAGGAAGUUAGGUCUUUGAGGUAGACCAGAAGGCUUUAAUCUUUGAAGACUGUGGACUUGAACAGUCACAGCUAACUUAACUUAGCUUAGUCAGACAGGCUUUGCACUUUGGUCACAUAAGUGCUUUUGUACUAAGUUGGCUCCAUGGAUCUGCAUAUUUAAAGUCUGUAGUGUAGAUCUAUCCUAAGACAUUGUCUGGUAUAUUGUUCCACAUGACUUCUGUUCUCAGACAAGUGCUUUAAAAUACUUGGAUUGUCUCAACGUGUUCAAAGCUAAUAAAGUAAGUACAAACACUUACAGGCCAUGGCCAUUUGAGAUGGUAAAUUCUAGCCACGUAAAUAGACUCCUAAGUAUGUGUCUCUAACAGUGUUAGACCUGGAUUUGGUUUCUACCUCCCUAAUGUUGUAAAGUUCACUUUUGUUUUUAUGAAUCACAUUACUGUAAGGUCAUUACAAUUCUGCCGACUUCUUUGAAUGAAAACAAAUAAUGACUAGCUCUUUUCAAUGUUAAAGCAAACCUACAAAAACUGGCUUAGUGGAAUUUUCAUUUGUGAUUGGAACAUUGUCAUAGAAUGAUAAAAAUGUGAGCCUCCUGAUUCUUUGCUUUCCUCCUCUUAAAAUCCAAGAGUAUGUGUCACGUGGAAACACUGGAGAAGACAGUGUUGGCUAGUCUGUUCCUGUUCUUACUUGAGAGUGAGUGCUGUGAGUGGAGGCUUACCAUGCUGCUGCUUCUGCUGGUGGUGGUGGUGGACUGCAUAGCAGCCAGCUGAGACCGCUGCCCCAGAGACGCCGGUGGCAGUGCAUGCACCGACAGCAAGGCAUCCUUGUUCACUCUGCUAGCAUGGAGGAGAUCUUGGAAGAAGACGAGCACAUGUAAACUGUUGUCCCCAUUCCUUGGCUAGAUUUGGGUGCUCUGAUGCGCCUGCUUCCCAUGCAGCUUUUGGGGAUCAUGGUGUAGAUUAUCAACAGGAUUCAAAAUGUCUUUCCUUUGUAUUGACCAUGUAAGGGAUUCUAAAGAGGGUACAUUGGGACAGCUCGGAAGAGCAUCCCUCUAAAAUGUGUCCUGUGGCUUGCUAGGAUGUUAGUUGCCUUCUUUUGUUAAGCUAAGGAACUUGAAUGCCUUACCUAAUCACUCAACUGGUGGUAAGCUCAUUUUGUAAAUAUGAAAGUGGAUGUUAGAAGUGGCAUUCAUGGAUGUUCAAUGUUAAUCAAUAGACCGUAGUGGCCUGGAUGCUGUAACAAGCAAAAUUUCACAUUUCUGCCCUCUACCCUGAUCCUGUCUCCCUGGCAUACCUGUAUGAUCUUGAACCUGACCAAUGAUAUUUGAUUUCCCUCCCCUCUUCUAAUCCUGUGCUACCACCAUUUUCUGGAAAUGAGAUGUGGUGGACACGUCUCACUGUUGACAUGAUCUGCCCGAGAUCAACAUGAGCACAAACCUCAUCAACUAGGUCUGCCUGGCGUGUAAAUAGGACAGUGUAAAUAAGCAGCUGUGAUUAGUGUGAGUGUGUCCUGCAUACAAGAGUGUGUAGUUUUGCAUUCUCCUUGGUAGAAGUUUUUCUGUCACUAAAUGAUCCAGUCUGUUGGUGUUUGGCUGGGAACAGUGCACACCUCUAGCUGUGCAGUGAGAUAGCAAGAACUGGAAGUAAGCUUUAUUGGGUUUAGUUAAUGUUGUAUUUAUUUAUUCAGCCUCUCAGUGCCUAAUAAGACUUUUCUCCAGUUUUUACUCAGCUGUUGAUUUUUGUGUGUGUGUGUAUUAGAUUCUGGGAAGCAGUGAAUUUAUAGCUCACUCUUUGAGUCACAAUUUGAGGGUAAAGGAAGCUAAAAAUGUAAUUUGGUGUUUAUAAACUGAAGUGUGGCCCCCUUUUCUAUUUUCAGAGUUUGUUGACACUUUGGACAAAAUCUUGGUAUUCAGUGUGACUGUAAAUCACACCCAUACAAGACAUAGGGCAAAUGGCAUCUCUUAGUUUUGUCAGGCGGCUUCUCUGGAGCAGUUCAGUGUGGGGCUAGCUGUGAGAAGAAUGGUGGCUUUUAUGACAACUAUCCCGUGUUUAUUUUAACUUUAUGAGUUUAGACUUAAAGGAAGAAUUCCCCCAAGUCCUCAGGCCUCUGAGUUACCCAGAAACCGCCUGUUCCUCCUGAUGCUCUCACUACCUGGUGGAGAAAGGGAGUCGUGUCAGGUUUGGGCUUGGUUUGUCUUGACUUGCUUUUAAGCAUUUUAUACUGCAUUCCUGAGUACUGUAGACUUAAAUAUUUCCCUGUUAAUCUGUCAUCCCAUUGACAAAGUCAACAGUGCUUUGUCCUGGGGUUUUCCUAGUAGCAGCAUCGUGUGCUACCUCACACAGAAGGUGAGCGCAGGUGGAGACUAGCCUCUGAGUGUCUGUCACUUCCGGGCCUGUCGCCGUGGUCUUUCUUCUCCAUCAGAUGUCACGAUAGCCUUUCCUGUGAAGCUGAGCUGCAUCUUCAGUCAUGUUUCUGGUGUGGAAGGCAAGAUGAGGCACAGCGAGCUGCCUUUCCCUGUAGUGACGGCAGUGUUAAGUCUUGGCUUUGACGAAUGCUAUUAGCUACUCCAGAUAAAACAUCCCUGUUUUUGGAACUUCAGCCCAUAUUUCUGUAAAAGGAAAUACUUGAGGUUUUUGUAUUACUUUGGAUUCCUGAAGACUAAAUUCAGUGAUACGUUAAAUGAGUUAGAUUUGUUUGAGUAGUUUUUAUGCUGAAAAAUUUUCAAUUUUGGCACAAUUUGAUAUGGGAAGAAACCCCAAAGUGUUUUUGGAUUAGAAACAAAUACUGAUGCUUCACUCAUAAGCACUUUAAAGUUGUAUGUUGGAGGCUACUCUCCUGGACUGUGCGCUGUGGUACCACCAACACCACCUUUUUCCAUUGUGCAUUGUAUGGCGUGUAUACUUGCAAAAAUACUUCUUAAAAUAGUUACAGUUUUACCUUUUAGUUAUCUUGCUCACUGUGAUAAUUUUGAGCCGAUUAAUACGUUAAUAAAACACUAGAUGCUUACAGAACUGAAACAUCACCUUGUCUUUUGAUUGGUUUGUGAAAGUGGAGCAGGAAAACCU